CUCUAGUAUCGCAUAAACAUCGAGACUUGGGGAAAAAAUAAACUACAACAAAACCAUUAAUUAAACUAGGAAAGCGCAGCGUUACAUCAAUCGAGGCAGCCGAAGUUGGAUCACCGCCGCGACCGCAAGUCGUGAGAUCCGGAGUCUGGAGGCAACAGCCCAGGAGGCGCCCACAAGUCGCACAUUCUAGCCCGCAGCCAAGAGAAAUUGAUGCCCGGCAGCGAAUCUCGCCCAGAAGCAGAUCAUCCCGAAAUAAGUCGAAGUAGUUCCGGCUCCGGCCCCCAAAUGCCAGCGGAAGAGCGGCCACAGUGAGGCCUCCCUCGCGCGAACCUCGCCAGUCUUUCGCACAUAGCAUGGAAAGCACGGACAGCAGCGACAGCAGUGGGGAUAGUUCAAAAUCCAUUCCCCGGCCCGACUUCGAGGCGCUCUCCGCCAUCGACAGCCCCCAGCCGCAGUUGCAGUUGCAGAGCUCCUCGCUGGAUGGCCACAUCGAAAUGGAGUCGGUUACCGUGCCCAGCAAGCGCCAGAAGUAUGUGGUCAGCGCUCCGCCGGGAUCGGCUAACGGCAGCAGCCAUUCCUCGAGCUCGAGUCCUUCGAACAACGUGGGCUCCUCGCUCACCAUGAAGCUCACGAAGGUGCAGUCCUCCACGCCCAACAAGAUCAAGGUGGCCAAGGAAAUGCUAGCCCUGCAGCGCUCUCACAUCGAAUCCGAGGUCCUCAGCAACUUUGUGACCGGGGUCUCGAAGUUGAAGCGCCGCAAGUCGCGCAACGGUCCCGGUAAUCUCGCCACUCAGGCAUCAGGUGGAGAGCUUUCCCGCAGCUUGAAUGCCACCACCGAACACAAGAAAAAAUCUCUCAAGAUGGCCCUGAAGCGGAGCAAGAGCAUUCCCGCUCCCAUCCUGGACUCGGACGACGACUGGCAGGACGAGGACAUCGACAGUGGCAUAAAGAGCUGCAGACCGCGAGGACACUCGAUGGCCUGUGACGAUGGCGAGCGACUGACCGAGCUGAAUGUGGAGGACAGCAUCAGCGAUCCUCCGGAGCGGAGGCUCACCCGCUGCCGGUCCCGCAGCAAAACGCUAUCUCUGAGCAACAGUUGGAGCAACGAGGAGAAGGCACCGAGGCGGGGCAACAUACGCAGCGAGAACGAGGAUUUGGCCAAGAAGCACAACGCUUUCCUGGAUCGCGUUAUCCACCAUGAUCAGGACUCGGAACUGGCGCAGCACACCUCCGUCGAGGGCGACCCCGAUAUUGAGUGGCCCGUUGGUGAGCUGGAGGCCCAGAGCUCACUCUUCUCGGAUGCCAGUGACUCAAAAACGGCCUCGGCGAAAACACAGGAAGAGGAGGCGGCCGAGCGGCUACUUCUCAUGUAUGAGGAGCCACCCUCGCCUGGCUGGGACCCCUUCUGCUGGAAGUGUCGGCAGUGCGGCAAGCUGAUGGCCUGCUCCAAGUGUCUGCGCUCCUUCCACACCUACUGCGUGCGACCCGCCACCACCAAGUUCGACUCCUCCUGGAAGUGCCCCGAGUGUCAGGUGAUCGAGGCAGCGCCCAAGAGGCUGCGGCGCAAUGGAGUUUCCGUGGAUCUUCUCAGCCAGCUGCUUUCCUUCGCCCUGGACCGCAUGAGGCAUGUGCGCGGGGCCCACAAGCUGCGUUCGCCGCAAGAGGUCUUCCCGCUGACGUACAAGAAGUACUUCGUGAACCCGGUGAGCUUCGAGAGCCUGGCGCAGUGCAUCCGUGAUGGGGCUUACCAAAGCACAGAGGAGUUCCUCGGCGAGGUGAAGUGGAUGCAGCACAACGCCCUCAUCCUAGACGCCGGGGAUGCGAAAGUGGAACAGGCUUCGAAGGCCCUCGUCAAGGUGUGCCGGCAGGAGGCCAACGAAAUCGACACCUGCCCCGAAUGCUACCUGAACGCCAACUCCAGCGACGAGUGGUUCGUGAAGGUGUGCCGGCACCCGCAUCUCUUGCUUUGGGCCAAGCUCAAGGGUUUUCCGUACUGGCCCGCCAAGGCGAUGGGCUCGACCAACGCAGCGCUGGUGAAUGUGCGCUUCUUUGGCAAACAUGACAGGGCUUUCGUGCCCGUAAAGGACUGCUUCCUCUACUCAGCUCAGAAUCCAAACACACAAACCAGCCGUAGAUCAGCAAGGGAUCUGGCGGAAUGCAUCCGAGAGGUGGAAGUUCACAUCGAGCAAAUCAAGCGAAAGAUUGGCGCGUUUAAUUACGCUGCUUUCCGCACCGCGUACGAUCCACUGGAGGAACAACAACAGCUGGAGCAGAUGAUGCCUGGCGUGUAUGCGGCCAUCGAUAGGGAACUUGAGCCAGCCAACAAGACACCUCUGCAGUUUCUCAUCCGCAAGACGGCCGAUGAUAAGCUGUCCAUAGUGAAGAAGACGAAGGCCACAGAGUCGGGCAACGAAUCGGAUCAAUCGCCCAGUCCCGCGAAAAAGCUUCCGGAGGUGGACAUUGUCGCGGUGGCAGGAUCCGGAUCCAACGAUCACUCCAAGCUCAAGACCAACAACUAUGAAGUUAUAUCCAGAUCUGGUGAAUCUCUGACCGACUCUCGGUGCAAGGUAUUGCUCAAAAGAAAGUCUCUGGCUGCCAAGAUAGUUUCCGUGGAAGCCCCGGAGGUGGUGCCCACAAAAAGAAAACAUUCCCAGAGUGAUGCCAGCUUCACCAGUGAAUCCAGCGACCACAAACGCAAGUCAAAGCAUUCAAAAAAACAGCCAGAGCAGGAAAAACAGUGUGAUGGGCAAGCAAAAGCAGCUGUAGAACCUCCAAAAUCUCCAAAAACUACGCCGCAUGAGGAAAAAUCACAAGAAACAGAGAUGGUCAAGGAAACUUCUACCAGUGAGACUUGCGCCUCAUUUCCGGGAGCUUCUGCCUCCGUGAUUUCUGUAGUAGAACUGGUCAAUCGUCGCCAGGGCGUAACUAUCACAAAGAUACCACGCCAACAGCAACAAGCGGCAGCUGCAGAAGAGCCGGCGGCUGCUCGUGCUCCCCCUGCUACAGCUCCUCUUCCGGCACCGACAAGCAAACCAAAUGUACCAAAGCGCACCGAAGCAGCAAUCCAGAAACAAUCCGAGGUGGAAAGACAGCAGCAACAGCUCAUCAAGAAAGUUAUUCCGUUCAUAGAAAUUAAAACUGAAGUAAUGUCAGAACCAGAAGAUGAAGAAAUGGCGGUGAGACAAACAUCAAAUGAACCUCCAGUUGAUCAACUUCCUUUGCACCAGGAGCAGCAGGAGUCGAUUACGGCUCAGCAGGAAUCGAUUACGACUCAGCCGGAGUCGAUUACGACUCAACCGGAAUCUCAUCUGCCAGCACCUGUGGCAACUCACCAACCCGAACCAGUGGCGCUUCCACCUCCGGAGGAAGUCCGAAUUAAGGAGGAGAUUUUCAGCGAGGAUGAAAUGGAAACUGAUCAGAUCAAUGUUAACCAGAGAUUUGAAUCAAUGCCACCCAUGCCACUGCCUAUGCCUCCGCCUCCUCCUCUGCCGCCUCGAGAGGAAACACCCGCAACAGAUGACCUGGUUCGAUUUGUAGGCGACACCACUAUCCAAAGGGUCAACCAGAAGCAGUCAGUGAAGUCCGCGGAUUUAGCGGCAAAACGUAAGGGAGCUCAACAAGUUCCCCCGCAAACUGCACCUCAGGCGUCCUCUCCAGCCCACUCGCCUGUCCAAUCAGCCGCACCCUCACCUUCUGCAUCACCCAAGCCAAGUAGCACUUUUGUGGCCGGCAAACCUCCACCAUCCAAGGGAAAGUCUCCAUCACAACAGCAAUUCCGGGCGAAGAACGAUCGUGCACUAGUUUCCCCACCAGGGACCGCAGCACCGGCCACCACCACGUCGUCUUUGCUGAGAUCCAACAUGGUGGUAAUUCCCGUGGAGCAGCCUGGCAGCAGCAAUCUACACAGUCCCAUGAAUAUCCCGGUUCCACCAUUGAGGGCUGUUUCCAAGAGCACACUACAGAAUACUUCCACACUACCAACUCCGCCUUCCCUUCCGCUAGCCUGUCAACCCAGCAGCUCCAUAUCUAUGCCUCCUCCUCUAGCCGGCUUGAGUAUUCCCCAAAUGGCCAUCCACACAUCACAAGAAGGCACCAUGACAAACAAUGGAGAACCCGCAGGUCUGCUGGCCAGCGCGUUAAAUGGUUUGACAGGCGAAAACGUACCCAGUGAACCUAUCACCAAUGAUCCCAUAACUCCGGGCUUGGCCACGGCUUGGAGUGAGAUGCUCCUGCGAUCUGGCGUACCAAAACUGGUUGCUCGUCCCGGCGGGCCUCUCCGAUCGGAUGGAUCUCAAAUCUAUCCUUCGCAAGCAGGACCCGUUUCGCAAAAACUCAAGGAGAACGCGCACAAGAUCACCGACUACUUCAUCUCCGUCAUUGAGGACACGCUCAGCGACAUGGCUACUGGAGAUCAGAGUGUCCUCCAAGCCCGAAUCGCCGGCCUGUCGUUGGAGAACGAGCGCCUGAAGCAACACUAUGAGCGCCAGAUAAACGACGUGCACCGCACCAGCGAGAUGAUGAUCGCCGAGAUGCGCAAGACAUUGGAGCAGGAUCACAAGCGCGUGAUCUGCGAACUGCGCCAGCAAAACGCCAUCGAGCAAAUGCGGGCAGUGGAAGAGGCGAAGAAGAAGCAGUGGUGUGCGAAUUGCAUGCGUGAGGCACAGUUGUACUGCUGCUGGAACACCUCCUACUGCGACUAUCCCUGUCAGCAGCUGCACUGGCCCAGACACUCAGCCACCUGUGGCCAGGCCGCGCCACCCACAAACCCAGUUCCAACACCUUCGGCUCCGCUAAUAGAACCGGGCCGAUCCAAAGCCAAAGUGGCGAUGCCAACGGCGACACAACCAAUCACCAGUCCCAGUCCCAGCUCACAGAUAAUUCGAACGGCCGUCGCCUGUCCACCUGCAGCACCUGUUGCCAGCGCACAAAGCUCGAAGAAGUGGCCGCCUAUGAUGACGUUGCUCAACCAACCAAAUCCGGAGACUGUGCUUAAGCUGCCCGCAACCACAUAUUUGAGGCCAGUGGUCAGUACCACAAUGACGUCCACGGUAACGGCACCGGCAUCUGCUAAUAACAACAGCCACGCAGUAAUGACACCUACGCCAGCGGCUGGAAACCACCUUUCCAAUCUCAUGUCCGCGCAGCGCACUCCCCCCAACUUCAACCCCAAGACCGCCAGUCAAACGAUGCCCAUACAGCGCUUUAAUAUACCUUUACCCAUCACCGUGAAUACCAACGCGCCCUUUAUGAUCGCAGAGCAGCAUCAGAAGCAGGUGCCGAAGACUACUGGUCGCAGCUCUGGUAAAAACAACAGCCGGAUGCGCCAAAUGUACAGCAACAAUAUCAACAACAGCAAUCCGCAGGGUAUGCGCAGCAACAACAACCCGCAAGCUAUGCGCCAAAAUCAAAUGAAUCAACAAGUGUUCCAGCAAUAAAUCGUGAACGACUAGCAUCAAAAGCGUGCGUGCGUUCCACCUGGAAAGACUGCCUGUUAUUCAGGAAAUAAUUUCUUUGAUAUUCCGGAGAAACUCAGAGACAGAUUGAAUAGUUCGAUCACUCUACCCCUUACAUUUGAUACAAACAGCAAACUGAAAACCAUAAUAUUUAUUUCAAUUCCCUCGAGCGCAGCUUUUGAUUUUUUUUAAUUCGCUCCUAGAAUAAGUUAAAGAAGACGAAAGUGUAAAGUACCAUUCAAUAAUUAGGUUUAAGAUUUCAUGAAUGUUGUUGUAGUUUCACUGGUUUUACUGUAACUUAACCGCCUAUUGGAUAAGAAUCAUCGUAAGGCCAUCAGAUGGACUUUGCAUAGACAUAAGGUCAUCCCACUUUUCUUUUGAAUCAUACUGUAAAUUGUUUUUAUCAUCUAAUUUACAUACAUUUUAUGUAUAUUUAAAGCAAAGCUGUAAAGUGGAAAAAGAAUAAAAAUGCAUUAUUUGCCUAUAACAUCAAA
Messenger RNA from Drosophila biarmipes, 5947 nucleotides. RefSeq names its product protein kinase C-binding protein 1 (gene Zmynd8). Bases 354 to 5435 code for a protein of 1693 amino acids. Gene Ontology annotation, molecular function: protein binding. NCBI's taxonomy places the organism in Eukaryota, Metazoa, Arthropoda, Insecta, Diptera, Drosophilidae. The record is from RefSeq and is a predicted model, not a curated record. The transcript has 9 exons.